This is a messenger RNA of Penicillium verhagenii, 1908 nucleotides long. RefSeq names its product F-box domain protein (gene fbx15). Gene Ontology annotation, molecular function: protein binding. The record is from RefSeq and is a predicted model, not a curated record. The coding region runs from base 1 to 1908 and encodes 635 amino acids. The transcript is spliced from 2 exons. NCBI's taxonomy places the organism in Eukaryota, Fungi, Ascomycota, Eurotiomycetes, Eurotiales, Aspergillaceae.
AUGCCGGCUGCGAGGAGUCUGGACUCCCUUCCAUUUGACAUUUUUUAUGAAAUCGCAACUUCUUUGGAUGACCGCGACUUUGUUAAUCUGAGUCGUACCAACCGUGCUCUUCAUGAUCUCGCUCAGAGUGACUUAAUUGCACGUAAGACAGUAGAGAACGCGCUCCUAUUCAGCAAAGAAGGACAAUCGGCCUUAGGUCAGGCCGGAUAUACCUUCUGCAAGGCGGUUGGGCAUCGGUUUGACAUCCAUGAAGCGGUCGCUACAGCUGCCCCAUAUUCCGUUUCAUGUCUAGCCUAUGGGGCCGACUUUCUCUACAAUCAAGGGACCCUGUGCUACAGAGUGGAACAGGAGGUUCGUCUGCUGGAUGUGCAUGCUGGGGGUAAGCAGGAACGUGUUCUAAAUUUAUUAGCCGUUCUUCGCCGCCUAUGUUCGGAAUCGCUGGGCGCGGAUGCAGUGGAUCGGGUAUCGUUGCUGCGAUAUGCAGAUGGCAUCCUCGUAUUUCGGUUCGAGGCCGGGGAUGAUCAAGACGACUUGCUGGUGGCGAUUGACAUGGCGCCUCGUCUACAUAACCCCCGCAAGGGACGCCUGCUUUUCAAAAAGCGGAUUCCUGCAGGGGCUCGGGUCUUUGUCCGGCACAACCGCACCUAUAUUUGGUACGGCAUAUUUACUGCGGUGGGUGGCUCAAAUGGCGCGUGGUCCAUCCACAGGGUGGAUAUAGUUUCCGCCAUUAUUUUCAACUUUACCCUUCCUCAAGUCGUUGAUGGCGAUCUUGGUCAAUCCCUUUGUUUUGAGAUGUACAACGAGCAUCUUUACGCAGUAUCCACCCAGGUCGCCUCCGAGGAGAAUGAAAGAUACUCCUCGUUUUAUCAUUGGUUCUGCUACAGCCCGCGCCACAGUCGUCGUGAGUGGCAUGGACAUCUGUGGCGUCGCCAGCAUUGCGAAGGCCCUAUUAACGAGAUGUGGACCGAUCUAUCCAUAUGUACCGACGAGGUCACUGGCCGACCAGUCAUCUUAGAAUGCCGCCGCGAGUGGCCCGAUGGAAAGAGUGAAAACCAUCGCACCUACUAUACCCAAGCCCUCAAAACACCAGAAGAAUGCCUCGCCGAGUACGGCGAAGGCGACAAGAUACCUUCAAUAAUAACAAACGAUCCGAUCCCAUCAGAUGAUUCGGACUCGGAAACAGUCGACUCGCUCAAAUGUCAAGAGUCCAUCCGUAACCUCCACGACCACCGACCCGAAAAGCGCCUACGCCGCGACUACCACGCCGAAUACGAAUCCACCCACGACCAAACAAAAAGACAAGAAUAUAUCGCCGCGCGAACAAAGCACCGCAGCUACAAUCUCGCCGCCUCAACCUUCAUCGACCUCGUCAACGACCCAGCCCUCCAAUCAGACGGCUUCCGAUCCCAAGACCGCCUCCGCCUCCGCACCGUUUCUCGAAAACGCAAAUGUCCCAUCGACGAAGAUGGCGCAGAAGGACCCGCAGGCCUCCUCCUCGGUCCCACACAAUACAAUAAAGAUGGCACACCGGUCGAAGGCUCGGAAGAGCGCUUCGUCUCGCGUGGCGUGCACAUGUGGCCUCCAGAUGACGCGCCGGCUGAACUCAGGCGCCUGCUUUGUCCCGACGCGCGGAUUAGCACUGUGCACGCGAUCUCGGAUGAACGCUCGCUUAUUUACUCGGUGAGGUGCGCGGGCUUACCGACAGGUCACCAGGCCUUGAUCUUGAUAAGUUUUGAUCCGCAGAUUCACUUUUCCACGCUCUCGUCUAUUCGUAGCAUGGAAGCGCCGGUUGUUCCGGAUAAAAUAUUCCCCAUUGAAAGAAUGGAGGGGGGAAAAUCGAAUGCGUCCCUGUUUAGGGAGAUGGCGCCUCUUUAUGAGGCUAUUAAAUGGGGAUACUGGUUACGAUGA